This is a messenger RNA of Penicillium nucicola, 1551 nucleotides long. Its product is annotated as putative MFS multidrug transporter. Bases 1 to 1551 code for a protein of 516 amino acids. The record is from RefSeq and is a predicted model, not a curated record. NCBI's taxonomy places the organism in Eukaryota, Fungi, Ascomycota, Eurotiomycetes, Eurotiales, Aspergillaceae. Gene Ontology annotation, molecular function: transmembrane transporter activity. The transcript has 2 exons. Gene Ontology annotation, biological process: transmembrane transport.
AUGUCCGCCUCGGACUCAAAAAAGCAGCCACAGAGCCAUGAUGCAGCACCACAAACAUCUAUUACUCCGGAGCCACCUUACACAAUAUUUGACAACAGACAGAAAUGGGUAAUCGUUUGCCUUGUCUCAUUUGCUGCUACUUUUUCUGGCUUUGCAUCGAAUAUCUACUUCCCAGCAUUAUCAACCAUUGCAAAAGACUUGAAUGUCUCCGUGGAGCUCGUCAAUUUGACAAUCACAUCCUAUCUGAUUUUCCAAGGAAUAGCACCAAGCUUUUGGGGCCCGGUUUCCGACGUUCGAGGACGUCGAGUCGCAUACACAUGCACUUUCCUCGUGUUUCUCGGCGCGUGUAUUGGACUCGCGGAAACCAAGAACUAUGCGACGCUCAUUGUGCUGCGAUGUCUUCAGAGCACUGGUAGUGCUAGCACGAUUGCUAUUGGGUCCGGCGUCAUUGGCGACAUUACCACUCGCGCGGACCGAGGAGGCUUCAUGGGUGUCUUUCAGGCGGGUCUUCUGGUGCCUGUUGCUGUGGGACCGGUUAUUGGAGGUGGGAUUGCCGGCACUCUAGGAUGGAGGGCCAUCUUCUGGUUCUUGACUAUCUACAGCAGCAUCUUUCUUGUUUUGUUACUUUUCUUGCUACCGGAGACUCUCCGGUCGAUCGUGGCUAACGGGAGCUUGAAGCCAUCUAAUUGCUUGACCAAAUUUCCUCUUGGUACUUAUCAGAGAACCACCAAAGUCGAGUGGAAUACUGAAACACCACCGCCGGAGAUUGGCGUGAGAAAGAAGAUCGAUAUCUUGGGCCCAUUGCGCAUCCUUACCAGCAAGUUCGCCUUCCCUAUCAUUAUCUUCCUCGCCAUAUACUAUGCUGUCUGGCAGAUGAGUAUCACGGCCAUGUCUUCACUAUUCCAAAGUCGAUAUGGCCUCAGUGAAAUCCAGAUUGGUCUCACAUUCAUUGCUAAUGGCGUGGGCUCAAUAAUCGGAACUUUGAUCACCGGCAAAAUCCUCGAUCUGGACUACCACCGAUUCAAAGCUAAUUUUGAGUCUCGGUCAUUCGAUGCGGGUGUUGAAGUCAGAAACAGGCUGUCCGAUAUUACAGUUGACCAAGAACAAAGCUUCCCUAUCGAGAAAGCUCGACUUCGACUCGUUCCUGUGUUAUCCUUGCUUCAAUGCCUCUCGAUUAUACUCUUUGGCUGGACCAUUCAGUACCCUCAGCACGUUCACAUCGCCGUCCCGAUAGUUUCCACUUUCAUUACUGGCUGGGCUGCUGUCUCGAUGCAAUCGGUCAUCAUGACCUACCUCGUGGACAUCUUUCCUGAUCGAAGUGCUGCGGCUAGCGCAAGUCUCAACCUUGCAAGAUGUUUGUUUGCUGCUGGCGGCACAAGCUUUGUGAUGCCGAUGAUUGAUGGCAUCGGGGCUGGUCUCACUUUCACUGUGUGUGUCGCUGUACAGGCUGUCGCGCUGGUCGGUCCUUUGGUGCAAUGGAAGUUCGCUUGUGGUUGGAGGAGAGAGGCUGACCGGAAGAAAGCUUUAGAUUCUGAGGCUGAGGAAUCCUAA